This is a messenger RNA of Anopheles merus, 2685 nucleotides long. RefSeq names its product hyaluronidase Tab y 2.0101-like. The coding region runs from base 1384 to 2472 and encodes 362 amino acids. Gene Ontology annotation, biological process: carbohydrate metabolic process; defense response; hyaluronan catabolic process. Lineage: Eukaryota; Metazoa; Arthropoda; Insecta; Diptera; Culicidae. The record is from RefSeq and is a predicted model, not a curated record. The transcript has 7 exons. Gene Ontology annotation, molecular function: hyalurononglucosaminidase activity.
AGAACUUAAUUAAUAAAACACGAUCGAACGCGGCACAGAACAGCAAUAAAAAGUAACUGCACGCGCUCAAGUUGUUUUUUUGCCCCUCCACUCCAAAGUUAAGCUCGAUUCUUAACCGCACAAAUCGAUCUAGAUCGCGCGCGCGCGCACCAGCUGUUUUUGUUGUGCUUUUUUUGUCGCUCUUCUAUCCCCCUGCUGUCACCCUUCGCUUCGAGAGUGUUUUAAGCGCGCGCGGCACAGACAGCGUUGCGUCGUCGUUCUCGACGCCGUCUCCACGGUAUCGAAGUGCGCGAUCUCGAGCGAGUGCUCAAAGUGUGCGCCUCCGGUUCAGUUCGACGAGCAAACGCGGUCACGCAGUUUGUUCUCCACCGUUCGGAGUGUUUGAGUGGCGCGUGUGAUACCAGAACAGGGCCCCAAAAUCGGACUACUUUGCGUAAACGCCCACGGUGUGCUGCUUGGUGUGUCGUUUGCUAAUGGAUUUUUAAUAUGGUCGCGUCCGCGAGCCGAGGCAUGCGAAAACGCUCAGCGGCUGCCCGAGUGUGCGAGUGUUAGGCGCGGCGAUUCGAAUUGACAGUUACGAGAUGGCUUUGUCGGAGAUGAUGACGAUGAUGACGACGGCGACGAUCACAACAAAAACGACCACUGCCGAUCAGGGUGAACCAGCAGUGAGUGAGUGCGUGAUUCAGUAGCGUCCAGGCUGUGGUGUAGUUCGGAGAUUUGCUAAAUUGCUACCGCACCAACCAGAUGAAUCAGAAUGUAGCGAUGCAAAGCAGUGGCCCAUUGUCUUGAGAAGUAUCUAGACAAGCAAGAAGCUUUAGAGGUGUGAAGAUAUAUUAUCUGCCAGCAGUGCAUUUUGUAUCUUUUAUCGUUGUUCCAUGUGCGAUAUACUCGAACGUCAACUGCAGCUAUACGGUCGUGGUUCGCAACUUUGUGAAGUGUCUGAUAGUGUGCAAACCGUUGAGAGGUGUGGUUGAAGUAGUAAACUUGAUGUCUUUCAUCUAUUUUUAGCUUCAAAAAGUUGUAAACAAAGCUCGUGAAGUGAUAUAGUGCUAAACGGUGUGCAUCUGAUGUGUUUUAUUAGUGUAAUCUUCCAAGAAAUUGCUACCACCAGCAGAAAACACGACCAUCUUGCGUAAAGUAGCAAUCACUCAUAUGUGUUCUGCGGUACAAAAAUUCUACAUGCGGCAGUGUCGCUGUCGGAAGUGAAACGCGAAUGGGACAGGGAGGACUAAUCUCUUGCAGAAAUCUCACACACGUCUCAAUUAGCUGUAAGUGAUUAGCGCUUUCCGUGUAUUGCUACAAUCGUUUCAACAAUUCCGAGCAAAACCAGCAUCGUCAUCGUCACCAUCAUCAUCAGCACCAUCGAAAACGACACCAACCAACAUGGUUUACGUCUCCACCCGUUCAGCUACGCUAUGGAUGCCUCUACUACUGCUGCAGAACCUUGUCACAAUCAAAUCAUUCGAAGUGUACUGGAACAUACCGACCUUCAUGUGCAACCAGUUUGGCUUCGAGUUUAGCAGUGUCAACCGGACGUACUCGGUCGUGCAAAACCGAAACGAUACCUUCCGUGGCAACGCCGUCUCGAUACUGUACGAUCCGGGCAAGUUCCCGGCCCUGCUCGAGAAACCGUCCACCAAAACGCUCUACAAGCGUAACGGUGGUGUGCCGCAGGAGGGCAACCUGACCGAGCAUCUGGAGAUAUUCGAGCGCCAUCUGGACGAGCUGAUACCGGAUCGCAAUUUCAGCGGUAUCGGCAUCAUCGACUUCGAGUCCUGGCGGCCCAUCUACCGGCAGAACUUUGGCUCGCUCCAACCGUACAAGGAUCUGUCGGUCAAGAUCGAACGCGAACGACACCCGUACUGGUCGGGCAACCAUCUCGAACGGGAGGCGACCCGUCGGUUCGAAGCAACAGGGCGCGAGUUUAUGGAGCAAACGCUGCUGCUAGCGAAACAGCGACGACCCCAAGCGGCCUGGGGUUACUAUGCCUUUCCCUACUGCUUCAACAUGAACGGUGCGGCUAGCACUCGCUCGGAAAACUGUUCACCGGAAGUGCAGCGAGAAAACAACCGCAUCAUGUGGCUGUUCGAUGGAUCGGACAUCAUCUUCCCAUCUGUCUAUCUGCGGGAAAAGCUAUCACCAAGCGAACGGGAGCAGCUAAUACGGGGACGCGUCCGAGAAGCCGUCCGGGUGGCGCAGCGCACCAAGCCAAGGCGCAAAGUUUUGACCUAUCUACGCUACGUUUACACCGACUCCAUUCAGUACCUGACGGAAAGCGACUGGAUCAAUGCACUCGCAGCUAUGAAGAGUACCGGAUCCGAUGGUAUCAUUUUGUGGGGCAGCUCAUUCGAUCUUAACACACGGCAAAAAUGUACCUCCUUUAAAGCGUACCUGGAUAGUACGCUCGGACCCGUGCUUAGCACGCUGCAACCGCGCUACAUAGUGAAAAACAUUCCAGAUACAUCGACCUGAAUCUACACCGUUAGGGUAAAAUUAUUAAAGCAGCUUUCUUUUGUCUUUGCCAAAUGAACCAACCAACCAAUCAACCAACAACCACCAGGGGAUCCAUCAACAAGAUACAGCAAGUGGUGGUCUACGCUUAAGCAGACUGUUCGAUUUCGUUAAGGAUUUUUAUACAAUUUUUUACUGUACGAUACAACGAAAUAAAUAUGCCUAAAAUGUGAA